Molecule: messenger RNA, 3125 nt
Organism: Salvia hispanica
Lineage: Eukaryota; Viridiplantae; Streptophyta; Magnoliopsida; Lamiales; Lamiaceae
Product: putative disease resistance protein At1g50180
Biological process (GO): defense response to other organism
Molecular function (GO): ADP binding
Source: RefSeq, a predicted model, not a curated record
CUGGAUCAACAAUGGCGGAAGCAAUCGUGGCCGUAGCUCUAGAAACACUACGAGAUCUGCUGGUAGAAGAAGGCAGGCUGUUAGUCGGCGUUGGCGGGAAGGUGAAGGCGCUUCAAACGCAGCUCAAAGAGAUCAAGUGUCUCCUCAGAGACGCCGACAGACGGCAUCACAAAUGCGAAACCGUGCGGAAUUGGCUCUCACAGAUCAGAGAUCUCUCGUACAGAGCUGAAGGCGUCAUCUUAGAAUACGCCGUCAGAAUCUCAGCCGAUGGACGCCGCCGCCGCGGCUUUAAACUAUUCCUCCGCAGGUUUAGGUUUUUGCGCCUCUGCUUCUCGCUCCACCGCCUAGGCUCGGAGAUCUCGUACAUCAAAUCGGAGCUCGCUAGAGUCUCCGGCGAUAUGAAUGCUUACGGCAUAAGUAGAAUCGUCGACGGAGAUGGGAGCUCCGCCGCAGGCAUCCGAAAUUGGGCGAGGAAGACCUUCCCCAGUUUCGAAAUUGAAGAUUGCUUUGUUGGGAAAGAGGAUGAUCUGAAGAGGCUAGUUUCGAUCCUGCUCCACGACGACGAGCAUCGAGUGAUUUCGGUGUGGGGAAUGGGCGGUAUAGGCAAGACAACCAUUGCCAAAAAGGUGUACAAUCACAUGAUUGAGGCUGGAAAUGGUCGAUUUGAUUCCUUCGCAUGGGUUUGCAUUACUCAGAAGUGUGAAAUUCGAUCGGUUUUGGAGGAUGCUAUGAAGCAGCUAGAUCCACAGGAAGGGGAGGGCGUUUCGAGUCUGUGCGACACACAGUUAGUGGAGAAAUUGUGUGAAAUUCAGAGAGGGAAGCGAUGCAUGAUUGUGCUUGAUGAUCUUUGGGAAAUUUGUCACUGGGAUGGACUCAAGCAUGCCUUUCUUGUUCAGAAUUUGAAGACCAAGAUUUUGGUGACCACGCGCAAACAGAGUGUAGCAGAGAUUGGAUUCUCUGUGGAGCUUGGCCUGCUUAAUUUGGAGGAUUCAUGGGAAUUACUGAAAAAGAAAACAUUUCCACACAAGAAAAUUCCAGAAUUUGCAUUGCAAGAAAAUGUCAUAACAAUUGGGAAAGAAAUGGUUCGAAAAUGUGGUUUUUUGCCGUUAGCAAUUUCUUUACUCGGAGGGGUCUUGAGUAAGAAAACUUGUGUGGGAGAGUGGGAGUUGGUGAAUGAAAAUAUCAAUGCAUCUAUAUAUAGAGGUGUGGGGCAUGGUGGAGAGGAAAAUCAGAUUGAUGGAGUGCUGAAUCUGAGUUAUCAAGAUCUACCUUAUUGUUUGAAGCCGUGUUUUCUUUAUUUGGGUAGACUUAAAGAGGAUGAAACCAUAUAUGCUCCUGAUCUAUAUAGGAUGUGGAUAGCACAAGGCCUGAUUUCUGAUGAGAAUGUUAAAGAAAAUGGUGUAACUUUAACCGACACUGCAGAGCUCUACUUAAGUGAGUUGGCUUCGAGGUGUAUUGUUCAAGUUGAAACUGAGGAUGUUAUACCCAAGCAGAAGUUUAAGACAUGCAAACUUCAUGAUGUGGUAAGAGAGCUAUGUUUAUCAAUGGGGGAAAAGGAGGAAUUUGGUGUACAAGUCUUGGAUUAUCAAGGUGGGAAGUUUAGUACUUCACUACAGGAAGCUCUGUCUCGUGCAAAGACACGACAUUUGACUAUCCAUUUCAAAACAGAGGUUCAGGUAGAGCGUGAUGAGCUUACUGUCACUUGUGCAAAUGAUAGUAGCAAGCUUCUUAGAUCUCUUGAAAUACUUUGUGAUAUUGAAAAGAAAACUAUUGAAUUCCCCCCACAAUGUAUAGUUGACUUUCGGAAAUUCAAGUUGCUUAGAGGUCUAGUUAUCUUGAGGUUCAAAUUUGUGGACAAAAGGUUACCUAAGGGAAUCACUGAUCUUGUUCACCUUAGAUAUUUGCGUCUGCGAGAAUGUGAACUUGAUAGCCUGCCCUCUUCUAUAAGCAAUUUGACCUACUUAGAUACCCUUGAUUUAUAUCUGUCUAGGAAUGUUCGAAUUCCAAAUGUGUUGAGCAAGAUGUCCAGAUUAAAACAUUUGCUCCUUCCUCUCUAUGACAUGGAAAAAGUUGGAAAUUACCAAUUGAAAUUGGAUGAUUGUGUUGAUGAGCUGGAGAGCCUAAUAGGCUAUGAUAGUUCAGUGCACGAAUUGAAACAUAUUACAAGUACGAAUAAUCUACGACGUUUAUCAGCAUCAGUAUGCGACAAUGAAAGCUUAUCAGCUCUGACGAAUGCCAUCGCCACCAAGUGGAACAAGCUAUCAUACUGUACGUUUUCAAUGAAACAGGGCUGUGAAUUCACUUCAAAUGAAGAAGGGUUGAUGAAGUUUAAGCAAGCAUUCACAUGUCCCAAUCUUUAUGCCUUGAGAAUCUGUGUCAAGUUAGGGAACCUUCUAGAAGAGUGCAUAAGCGACAUUGUGACUUCAAAAAUUGUGAAGUUAUCACUGUUAGAUUGCGAGAUCGAGCAUGAUCCAAUGGGGAUUCUUGGAAAGCUUCCCUCUUUAAGAGAAUUGUAUUUAGGGCCAAGAUCAUUUCUUGGGAAGAAGAUGACAUGUCCUGCAUUCAGUUUUCCUUUGCUCAAGAAGGUUUCUCUAAAUAGAUUACCAAACUGGAGGGAGUGGAUAGUGGAGCCAGGAGCCAUGCCCCUUGUUACUGAAAUAAUUAUUGGUCGUUGUCCUCGUUUCUGGAAGGUUCCAGAAGGAUUUAGUAGCAUUCAAACUCUUCAAAAAUUGGUGAUUUAUGGUGUGCCAGGAUUGAGGAAAAGGGUUUGGGGAUCAGGUCAAGGGGGUGUGGAUUUUCACAAAGUUCGUCAUGUCCCUUCAAUUAUCAUAAAUUAGCCACCACUCAGGAUGAACAUCCCUCUUUUGAAGUGAGAACAGCUCUCAUAUAGGAGUGCAAAAUAACAUUUGCUAAUGAAGUCUAGUCUUUGAGUUGAGUUGAGUUGAAUAGUGUAUUAUGAAAUGUAGUAUAUUAUGUAUGAGGUGAAUAGUGUAUUAUGAAAUGUAGUAUAUUAUGUAUGAGGUGAAUAGUGUAUUAUGAAAUGUAGUAUUCUAUGUAUGAUGUGAAUAGUGUAUUAUGAAAUGGAGUAUUUAGGAAUAUAAUAAUGCAAUGCCAAUAUUUCUCUA